UCAUUUCCGGUGGUGUGAUGGCGGUGGAUUUGACUCCGCGAUUCAGAAGACUGAACAGUCAAACAUGUUUCAAAGACAACAAACAACUGUCAGGUGUCUCUGGGCCUUUCAAGGCCACUCAACUGUGGCAGAACAUCAUUGAGGCCUUGCAAUCGCAGGUGGAGCUCAGACCCCGCAGACAGCACCUGCGCAUCCAUCACAACUGCUUCACUGGUUCUGAUGCUGUAGACGUGGUUCUGAGCCACCUCAUGCAGAACAUUUACUUCUGUUCCAGUGAGGUGUCCCGUCUCAAAGCUGCCAAACUCUGCCAGGCAUUGAUGGAGUCUAGAGUGUUUGAACCCAUUGGUAUGAAGCUCUUCAGGAAAGAGAAGGAAAUGACCUUUGAGGAUUCCAGCUGCAGCCUCUAUCGCUUCUUAAAUAGUUGCGAUCCAUAUAAGAAGAGAUACAAUGAAAAUCAUACUCCUGAUAAACUGACUGGAAGGAUCACCACUUCGAAGUUUGGAGAAAGGCAGACCAUUUCCAACCCCUUUGUUCUUGGAUCAUCAGACAGAAGGGUGGAGAGACUACUGAAAAAUAUAAACCUACACCCAUCUGUGCCUUCUGAUCUAAAUCGGGCUGCAUUUUCCAAUGGUUUCCUGUCAAAAAAAGUGGUACGAGAGGUUUGGAAACAACAAGCGUUACUGCAGCUGCUGAAGGUGGUUGAGAUCCCGAUGCUGGACUGUAUUCUGACCUCACCUGCCAAACCUGAGCCUCUGCGGUCAUCACUGCGUAACCAUGGUGACCUGGUUAUCUCCAACACUUGUGUGGAUCGUGAAGUGUCGAAGAGCCUCAACCUGCUGGAGAUGGACUCUUGGCUGAUUGCGGCAGUGGAUUGUCUAGAGCUGUUCCCAGAUCAGUUUAUAGUGGCCGUGAGUGAGCAGCUCAUACAGCAGAAUGCAGCAGUGGAGGAGGAAAAGUUUGCGGCACACAAGAAACUGCUGUUUGACACCAUCGCCAAGUAUUACAAUAGCCCAGAAAGACAACCGCUACUGUCUGGACGCUACACUGACAUCCAGGCUGGAAUCCUGCAUCUCUUGGGUUGUGGAAGAAGUCAAGAUUCCCUAAAAGCAUCUCAACUGUUUCUGCACUUGGUGGAGCCCACAAGCAAGGAUGAAUUACGCAGGCUUUUGGGUUUUAUGGCAGCUGCAGCAGAUAAUAAAGGUUUUAAACUGCAUAAGCAGACUGAGAACCGGGCUUUGGUAAGCAGGACGUUUGUGAAGGCUGUGAUCCAGAAUAAAAAUAUAACGCGUAUCCAAUGUGAGCAGCUCUUGCUAUUCUUCAUGGAUAAUUACACGCAACUCUUCAAGACACCAUCAUCAUUGAUCACGGCUGUGAGGAACACUCUACACACUUUGCAACAGGGGAGGGAUCUGGAUAAUGCAGCAUUGUUUACAUUUUGCCAGCUGGUGUCACUUCAGCAGUAUGAGGACAACAGAGAUAAUGCCACUCAUGCCAGUUUAAAGCAGUUAAUGCACCAUAUCGCUCAAAGCGAUAGCCUAUCCGUCAAACAGAAGAGACGCCUCGCCAAGCAGUUUCAAAAGCAUCACCCAGGAAUCUUUCUUCAGCACUUCUUCUCUACAUUUUAGAAAGUAGAAAACGCUGGAUAAAAUAUGGUUAAAAUAUAUUUUUGACUCUAGCUAAUUUUUAUUCAGUUUUAGGAUGAUGGGAAUUUUACCUGGAUCCCACAUAAUGUAGCAAUCCAAAGAUUAGUUAUAAUUUUUUAACAAUAGACUACUGUGUUUGUAGGAUAGAUUCAGUUGCAGUGCAUCUGUGCAGUGCAUUGAACAAAGAUCACAUUUCACACUAUAAUUGUACAGUUUGUAGGUAAUUUAAAGGUGAGGUGAGUGAAUAUGCUGUUUUAUUAGUUAAUCUAUAACAAAUAUGAUAUGCUCAGGACACAAAAGGUUAGAGUUUUACUCUAGAGUUGCACUUGAAAUGUAAUGGAAAUGAGUAUUGUAUUAACAUACACAUUUAAAGUAUAGAUUCAAUUUAAGUUCCUUGGAACUAUGAUCACUUAUGUUUUUUUAUAAUUCAAUGACGAUUUAAUGAAUAAUGACCUAUAAGGGAUUUAUAGUAAGAUGGGGCAAAAUAGACAGUGUCUGUGUUUAAAGGAUGAUUUUUCAUAAAAACUAAGGGAAGUUUUAAAUGCUCAACUAAUUGUAGCUGCUAAAAUAAUGAUGAUGUACAAAAUGCACUGGAUUUGCUAUGGCGAUGCAUAUCAUUAUUUAUUUAGUGAUUGAAUAUAAAAAUGAUUGGACUUGUUUUACUGGUACUUUGGACUAAUUAUGUAUGCUAAUGCAGUAAUUGCUUUAGGCUUGUAAGAUAAUUUCCUAAAUAAGAUAGCACCUCCCCAAAGGACACUGUAUGGGGGCAAAGUGAGUGCGCGAGAAAAGCCUCUCUCCACGAUUCACAGUGGACUUCCCACUGAGACACAUUUGGGUUUCAAAGACACACCUUUAGGGUGUCAUACAUUUGUAUUCUUUUCUCUAAAAGCAAACUGUAUAUGAAAUGCUACAUGCACAAAGAAUCUAAAAUCUGUAUCUUAUUUGUUUUCUAUUGGAAUGUCUCAUUGCAAGUGGUUACAGGUCUCACUCAUAUAACAACAGAAUUCAAUGUUAAAGUAUAUGUGAAACUUCAUUCAGUGUUGAUAGACACCUCCCUUUCUAAGCAUAAACCAAUCACCCACUGUAUACAGAUUAAGGACAGCCCUUAGUUUUACCAACAACCAAUCAGCACCAAAUUCCUAUAUGCUUUGUUCUCUGGUUAUUUAAGGAGAUGUGUAGAAGAUUUAGGCGGGACUUUCAAUAUCGAGAAAUGCACCCCCAUGAUGCUGUCCUUGCACAGCAUCAUGUAUUGUUAUUUUACUUUGAGGAAUCUGUAACCAGAUCUUCAUCUCAUUACCAGGUAUGCAAUGGGUUUUCGUUUGAUUUUCGUAUUCGAAUUGGAAUGUAAAUUGGCUUCUGAAUUAUGUUUUACCUACCUGGUUAAUAAAUUGUGUUUGGAUUA
This is a messenger RNA of Paramisgurnus dabryanus, 3045 nucleotides long. Lineage: Eukaryota; Metazoa; Chordata; Actinopteri; Cypriniformes; Cobitidae. The record is from RefSeq and is a predicted model, not a curated record.